Molecule: messenger RNA, 2410 nt
Organism: Armigeres subalbatus
Lineage: Eukaryota; Metazoa; Arthropoda; Insecta; Diptera; Culicidae
Gene: sau
Product: Golgi phosphoprotein 3 homolog sauron
Exons: 4
Coding region: 302-1183 (293 amino acids)
Biological process (GO): retrograde vesicle-mediated transport, Golgi to endoplasmic reticulum; Golgi organization; Golgi vesicle budding
Cellular component (GO): Golgi cisterna; trans-Golgi network; cytosol
Molecular function (GO): phosphatidylinositol-4-phosphate binding
Source: RefSeq, a predicted model, not a curated record
AAUCGCAGUCAAAAGAUUGUCGAUUUUGCUACCGCCGCCAUGUUUUUUCCUUGAUUCGUGUUGUCGUGUCGAGUUGUCGUCGGGAGAUUUCUCCGCAGAAAUCUGUUUCGCUUUAGCCAGAGCUUAGUCUCUAGUUCCCGAAGCAUCAUCGCAUAUUGUCCGCGGAGUGCAUGUGAAGUGGAAUCGUAGCGCGAGUGUUCCAGUAGAAUCAAGCAGGGGUCCGUUUUUUUUGGGGAGAGUCCCACAUAAACAAUAAGGGUGCCUACUCUAUAAAAGUGUUGUGCAAAGAAAGGAAUUUGGUAUGAUGAAUCGGAGCGAGGGUCUUGUCCGACGUGUAAAAGCUCGCGAUACAGAAUCAAACAGUGGCAGCGGCGGUGGAACUGCUUCCGGCAAUAACUAUGACCAGGAGAACAAAAACGACGUGGAGGAGGAGAUGGAAGAUUGUGAUUCGAAGGAAACGCGGCUCACCCUAAUGGAGGAAGUACUGCUUCUUGGGCUCAAAGAUAAGGAGGGAUACACAUCUUUCUGGAAUGACUGCAUAUCAAGUGGGCUACGUGGCUGCAUCCUGAUAGAGCUAGGGCUGCGAGGUCGCAUUGAACUGGAACGGGCGGGCAUGCGACGGAAGGGAUUGUGCACCCGGAAAAUAAUCCUAAAAUCGGACACGCCCACCGGGGACGUCCUGCUGGAUGAAGCGCUGAAGCACGUCAAAGACACCGAUCCACCGGAAACCAUACAAAACUGGAUCGAAUAUCUGAGCGGUGAAACGUGGAACCCUCUGAAGCUGCGGUAUCAGUUGAAAAAUGUACGCGAAAGGCUUGCCAAAAACCUGGUCGAGAAAGGUGUGCUCACAACAGAAAAACAAAACUUCCUCCUGUUCGACAUGACGACGCAUCCGCUGAACGAUAAUGUCAUCAAGUGUCGACUAGUGAAAAAAAUUCAGGAUGCCGUGCUGACCAAGUGGGUCAAUGACCCACAACGCAUCGACAAACGAAUGCUGGCGCUAAUCCUCCUAGCACACGCGAGCGAUGUGCUUGAGAAUGCCUUUGCCCCGCUAAACGAUGACGACUACGAACUCGCCAUGCGACGCGUACGGGAAUUACUGGACCUGGACUUCGAAACCGAGGCUGCCAAAGCGAAUGCCAACGAGGUCAUAUGGGCGGUCUUUGCCGCUUUCACUAAAUAAGCGUGACUUGGUGGAACACUGUGGCGUCCGCAACGUGGUAGGAUUUUAGCGGAAAUCGCACCUUACUAGCCUAGCAUACGAUGACGUUUUGAAGGGACGAUAGUUUCGGUAUUAGGCAUCGAAUUCCGAACACAAAAAUAUGAGAAACUGUUGGCUCUGAGCUUGCUUUUCUUAAUUCCGUUUAUAUUCCUGAUCCCUUCUAAAUCCUAAGAUAUCUUUUACGGCUGAUUAAUGAGAUAAUAGUAAGACAUUCACGAAGGAAACAAAAGAAUAGUAAUAGUUAAUACACUAGUGGAGUAUAUUUUUAUUUUAUUUUACCUAUUUAUACCAGAUGAAUCCAAUAAUCAAAACAAAAAAAUCACAAUUAAGAAAAGAAACCGUUUCAAUAAAAAAAAAUAACAGAAUUUGGGCUUAUGAAUGCUAGACGUUUCUAAACAUAAAAAUAAAACAAUCCAAAGUUACUAAUGCAGGUCUAGUAAACUUCUAAGCAUGGUUAUUCAGUUACACACACGAAGUAGCCCAAGAAUUGAGAAAGUCAUGCUAAAUUUUAACAUUUGUGUGAUUUCACGUUUUUUAUGGUUCAUCACCCACCAUCAAUUGACUGUCUUUGAACUUUUACAAUUGGCUGUUAUUUUUAUUCUGCAAAUCAUAAUCAUACUCGUGUGUGUGUUGUAUUUGUGUUAAUGCUGAUUUUGUCUCACUACUUGAUUUAAAAAAAACACACACCGUAUUUUAUGUUAUGCAUUCAGUAACCCAACUGUGUUUGCGUAAUAGAGAAGUUCUGUUUUUUGUUCUGUUGUUUUCAGAUUCUGCACGUAGGUGUUCCACUUCUGACGACUAUCGAUACCAUUACGCACGUGAGAAAAGUGGAUAAGAAUGGCAAUGAAUAUAGAAAGCAUUUUUGUAUCUAUUACUAAGGAGAAAUUUGAUAUUUCCAUUGAAAAGGUAUUUUUUCUACCGGUCCGUACAAUUAUUAAAAAUAAAAUCACAAUGACUAAACACUGGAUUGAGCGCGGAUUGUUAAUAGAGGGAAAAGCAAAGCAUGGCGUUGCGUAAAAACGAUAUAGGCAAAACACCCAUUACAGUUACAAGCGAGUAAGAUUAUUAGGGACACAUCGACGUAAAACAUGUUAGCGGAUGCUGGCGGCAAAAGCAUGGAUUGUAUAUAGAUUUAAAUAUUAUUGUUAUAAUGUACUACGAUAUGUAAAAUAAACAAUUUAAAACUAA